Plasmopara halstedii is the source of this 1011-nucleotide messenger RNA. Its product is annotated as RlpA-like double-psi beta-barrel domain. Lineage: Eukaryota; Oomycota; Peronosporomycetes; Peronosporales; Peronosporaceae. The transcript has a single exon. The record is from RefSeq and is a predicted model, not a curated record. The coding region runs from base 1 to 1011 and encodes 336 amino acids.
AUGUACGACCAUGAUAUGAAUGAAAAUUAUGCAGCACUAAACGAUAAACAGUGGAACUCAACACGAAAUUGUGGUCGAUGUGCUCAAGUGUCGUGUGAUGACCCUCGAUGCAGUGACACGACAACUACUGAGAUUGUAUAUAUUGUCGACAGGUGUCUCGAAUGUAAAGAAGGUGAUUUGGAUUUGUCCACGACUGUGUUUCAAAAAGUCACAGGUAGUCGUGACUCUUCUCGUUACAAUAUCAAAUGGAAAUAUGUCGAUUGUCCUGUAAAUGGUAAUAUCCAAUAUUGCACAAAAAGUGGCAGUAGCAAGUCAUGGCUAGCAAUUCAGCCAACGAAUUUUCUCAAUGGGGUUGCAAAUAUGAAAAUUGCUCAUCAAAGUGUGACAAUGGUAGAGUCAUGUUACUAUUUUCUGCUUGAUGGUGGUUCGAAUGUCGAUAUGUCUGCAGUUCCUAUCGAACUUACGUCCAUUGCAGGUGAAACAAUUUCAGAGACUCUCAAUCUCUCAAGUAAUCAUUGUACAGAAGGAAUGUCGAAUUUUGGAAGUCAAAAUACAAAGUCAAUGCAGUUGAUGCCCGUUUCAAGUGAUACUUCGUCGUCUUCAAAACCAUACGAUUUGUUCUAUUCGACUAAAUCAAACAAUGACAAGGAUACGUUUAAGGUUGGUACAGUACUUGCGGCUAAUGAAUCUGGAAGCAAUGUGUCGAUUUUACAGUCUAAAGAAGAAGAGAUAGAGAAUACGUCAAACACGAAAGAGACAGAUCAAGACGAGAAAUUAGAGACGAAAUACGUGACAAAUAAAGCAGAAGAGAUAUCGUCAAGUACAAGUCCAGUCUUGAUGGCUUUAAUCAUUGCAGCGGCAGUGGCUUGUAUUGCCUUGGCUGUUGUUGCUCUAUCGGUUAAGAAAAAGAAUAUCAUCCACAAACGUGUUGAUCAAGACGAUGGAUGGGGUCAAGCAUUUGAUACGUUUAACUCUCCAGUACGUAUCACAGAACGUAUUGCCAAGCUUUAA